Messenger RNA from Anoplophora glabripennis (Asian longhorned beetle), 889 nucleotides. Its product is annotated as trypsin-7-like. The record is from RefSeq and is a predicted model, not a curated record. Gene Ontology annotation, molecular function: serine-type endopeptidase activity. Gene Ontology annotation, biological process: proteolysis. Lineage: Eukaryota; Metazoa; Arthropoda; Insecta; Coleoptera; Cerambycidae. The transcript has 2 exons. The coding region runs from base 36 to 809 and encodes 257 amino acids.
ACAUAAUUGAUGCUGAUUUACCAAAUUGUGCCAACAUGCUGAAACCCAUCGUACUGGUUGCGAUACUGGCUAGCGUUGUUCGGGGUGCACCCCAACCCGACUUAAUAGAUUUGGACGUAGAUCCAAGAAUUGUCGGUGGAGAACCCUCGAGCAUCGAGAAGCACCCUUACAUCGUCUCUGUCCAACGAAACGGUCGCCACCACUGUGGCGGUUCCAUCAUAUCCUCAACCUGGGUCGUCUCUGCAGCUCAUUGUUUCCUUCGCGAGUUCGAUGCCUAUUCCAUCCGUGCGGGAUCCUCCAAGCGCAAUCAGGGAGGCCAAGUCAUACCUGCGCGCAAGAUUAUCCUCCAUGAACUCUACUUAAGACAAACUCUCGACUACGAUAUUGCUCUGAUACAGUUGGUCAAACCCAUCACCAUCCGCGUGGCUCGAGCCAUCAUCUUGGCACCUGCGGGUUAUAACCCUCCAAAACCUGGAUCUAUCGGCGUCGUCACCGGAUGGGGUGCACUCUGGGAAGGUGGACCACUAGCUGACAGGCUCAAGGUCGUCCACGUGCCUGUUCUCUCCAUGGAACUAUGUAGGAGCCGUUACGGGCAGAACGUCAUAACUCAGAGAAAGUUUUGCGCUGGGUACUGGCAAGUAGGAGGUAAAGACGCUUGUGCCAAUGAUUCUGGAGGACCGAUGGUCAUCAAUGGGGUGUUAACUGGUGUCGUUUCGUGGGGUGCGGGUUGUGCUCGGCCUGACGGGCCUGGGGUGUAUGCCAGUGUACCCAGCCUUAGAAAUUGGAUUAGAAGGAAAAGUGGAAUAUAAAAUAUGUAUAAGAUUGAUUUUGAUCAGAUAUGUAAUUAGAUCAAUAAAUAAAUACAGAUUCAACCAGUUGAAAUAAUCUA